AUGCCACACGGAGGAGGCGCUAGGUCUCGGCGGCAGGCUGCCCACAGGCAAGAAAGGGGCGACCAGGGAAGGGGGGUCUACGGAAGGGGCCCCCUCCCCAGCAACCCCGAGAGCGCCCGCAAGCAGCAGGCGCGCGCACAAGUGGCAGAGCGACGCACUCACACAGAAGACGACGCCGCGCCAGCUAGCGCUCCGGAGGCACUGGCUCAAAAGCCUCCAUCGGGGAAUGCGGAUGCAGUGCCAGAAGGCCUUGGGGUUCUGCACGCGCCCCUGAAAGAGCAUCUCCGACGGGGACAGCAGGAGCGCAACAACCAGCUGUCCAGACACAGCACGCUCGAGGACUUCCCGUGCAGGGAUAGCAAGGAUCAAGCGGCAGCAACGGGAGCCUCGGCGGCGGCAGCCGCGCCAGAAACACCCGCCUCCACAGCUGCAGCCGCACCAGCGGCGGUAAGAAGAGCUUCAGAAAGUUCCCCUCACAGCCUCCUUGAACACCUUACAGCGACUUCCGAACCAAGGACGGCGGCAUGUGCGGAGGAUGUUCAAGGGCCGCUUGCCUCGCCGCGCUACGUCCCCCCCUUGCACUGGCCUCCCUCGGAGGGCCCCCCUCCCUCUUCAGCGCCGCCGCCUCCAAGCGACGUCUGGGCGAUUUCCGCCGAGCACGCUGUUGCGGCUGAAGCGGCACGCGCCUUCAUCAGCAGCAGUGGGGACCCCUGCGUGCAGGCUUCAAGCCUCGUCUUGAGGGGCGCUGGGGUCAGCGGCGGCGGGGGUGCAAAGAGGCGGCUGGCAGGCGCAUGCACGGGGGGGGCGAAGCUGCAAUACCAGGAAGGGCUUGCUCAGAAGAGCGCGUUACUGCCAACAGGCCAUAUAUGGGGUAUCGUCCUCUCAGUGUUGCUCACGUGGCUUCAGGAUCCACUGCUGUCUCUUCUCGCCUCGGCAGCCGCGGCUCGGCUAAAAGAGGGGGCGCCCUUGGCUGUGGUUGCAGUAGGAGCUGGUGGACAGGUUCCCGAUGGUCUCUGUCUUCUCCUGGCUGCCCUAGGCCUCGCGGUGGGGGCUUUGUGCAGCCGUGCAGGGGGGCGACAUGCACGGGGAAAAGACGCGCUUGCGUCCACUGUCAAGGGUGUGGACGCUGAAGGGGCUUAUGAAGGACGCGAAGGCCGUAGGCAGGCGGUGGCACUGGCACCGGCGCUUCGCGUGGCUGCGGUUGGCGCGUGGAUUGCGACCGGCGUGGGGGUGAUGUUGGCGGCGGCCGUGUAUGCUGGCAGCGCUUCGAUUCUGUCGUUCUUUUUGAGUAUUCGGGGAGUGGGUGCAGCGGCGGGCUCACCAGCGGCUGACGAAAUGCGCCUGCAGCAAGAGACGCUGUCUCUGGCUGUCGAGGUUUUACGGCUGCGCUGUGUCUCGCUUCCGAGCUGUCUUGUUGCCUUGACGGCCAAGGCAGCCCUGCUGACGCUCAGAGAUCCAUCCCCGCAGAUUGCGACGCUGGCAUCUGCGGCAGUGGCGGCGCCUCUCUUUUUCAUGUAUGCCGCGCGUGGCGCUGCCACUGCUGCAGCUGCGCCUUUGGAAGCGGCCAGAGCUUUUGUUUCUGCCGCGGCAUUAACCGUUGUGGCCGUGCAAGUUGCUUCCGCGGCAGCGCUGCUGGUGCGCCUAGGAACACUGGCGGCUGCCAGCUCCCCGAGCCACCAGCAGAAGGAAUACCAUCGCAUGCACGGUUUCCUGCAGCGUCUGCAGACCGUCUGGCAGCUCUAUCGGCCGCCGCUCCCCUCCGAGGUGCUCCCUUUCGCUCCCUUCGUGCUGCCCGUCUUGACGCAGUGUUGUGUCAGGCUAGUACUGUACUCUUCCAUGACGAAGGCUGCCUCCUUGCAGGGUCCUAAGGCCAUGGCCGCCCAUCAACUGGUGUCUGGGCUAUAUACGGUUCUGGGAAUGCCAGCAGACACUAUGGCUCAGGUUGUAAAUGCUGCCGCUGCCCAGGGAGCCUCGGGGGCUCUAAGAGGACCUACCAGCUACAGAAGGCUGCAAAGGCGUAUUUUCAAGGUUUCGGCUGUCACCGCGAUUCUAUCUGCUGCUACUCAGCUGGCCCUGGUUCUAUUCCUAUCCUGCCGCUUGUCGGCAACAGAUUUCGAGUUAAGUAGGGCGGUUUUUUACGCGGGUGCAUGCGCCGCCGUUCCUUUGUUGCUGCUUCCCUUCUGCUCAUCGUUGGAAGGUUUGCUGCUGCUUAAGCUGCAAACCCCAACAGUGGCUGCAGCAUACGCUGCCACGCUCCCUCCUCCGCUUCUCGUGAUGAUAGCUGCAGAGAAGGGGGGAGAUUCUGAGGAAUUUCAUCGAGUCUACCUGCGUGGGAGGCUGCAAGGAAGGAAGGGGGAGAGGCCCCGUAGCAGGGGAGCGCACGAUUCAACCGAAGGCACUCCUCCCGUUAUCGCCUUGCAAGCAGGCCUCUCCCCCGCUACUUCUUUUCCUUUUAGCCACAAACACCCCCCUUCCCCCGCCCGAGGCGUUCGAAGGAGUGCAGCAGCACCCAUGGGCAGGAGUAGUGCCAGUCCCCCAGACAGCAACCAAUGA
Messenger RNA from Cyclospora cayetanensis, 2553 nucleotides. RefSeq lists its product as uncharacterized. Bases 1 to 2553 code for a protein of 850 amino acids. NCBI's taxonomy places the organism in Eukaryota, Apicomplexa, Conoidasida, Eucoccidiorida, Eimeriidae. The transcript has 6 exons. The record is from RefSeq and is a predicted model, not a curated record.